Molecule: messenger RNA, 2863 nt
Organism: Centruroides sculpturatus (bark scorpion)
Lineage: Eukaryota; Metazoa; Arthropoda; Arachnida; Scorpiones; Buthidae
Product: leucine-rich repeat flightless-interacting protein 2-like
Exons: 12
Coding region: 985-2160 (391 amino acids)
Biological process (GO): regulation of DNA-templated transcription
Source: RefSeq, a predicted model, not a curated record
AGAAGUAUUCCUUCUCAUUUUGUACAUGUAUUAUGAACUAUUAUAGGCUUUUCUUCUUACCUUAUGGAUUGUAGAGUUAUUAGGAUACAUUUUGACUUCUUAAUCCCUAUUUUCUGACUUAUAAUGAACUUUUUAGCCUACUGAUCAUCAUAAUGUAGUGGUACUGUGUUUAUAUACCAUUAAAUUUGCUAUUAUGGCCGGAUUCUUAUAGCGUAUUUUCUGCUGUUUCGCACAUCAUAACACAGUUUUUCACACGAUAAGACUACUAAUCAUCAUCAUAUACUUUCUAGCGUAUUGUCCACUGUCACGACACAUAACAGAACCUACAAAACUCCACGUAACCUAGAUUUAAUGGCGUGGUCUGUGCUACACCAGUUAGCACGUUAUAUAUUUUUUGCUCUUUUUUCCCACACGCUAGAUUUAUCGAACUGUAUCGCGCAUUCUGUACAAUUUAGGACCAAAAUGCAGCAAGUAAACAUUGCCUUCAUCCUUAUCCUACAUACUUACUGGCCUACAGAACUUGGAUCUUUUCUCACACACGAUUUUAAGACUCACUUCCUGUAUAGGAACGUUAUCCAGAGAGAUAAGUCUUCGUUGUCGAUAACAUCUUAUCUUACAUACAAUAACAAGUUAGAAACAGAACAAUCGAGGAAGACCUUCCCCCUUUUUUUUUCCUCCUAAAUAUUCACUGACUACACAAUUCCUGAGCGAUGUCUAAGCUUUCUAUAUAUACAAUCCUUCUAACGUUUCAGUAGCAUUAUGACAGCUUUAAAACUCUGAUUCGGACGCGUACAGGCCGAAAUUUGUAGAGUUUUUUUGCUCUCUAUUCUAGUUUUAUAUCCCCACUGCGCUCCGUUCUAGUAACUAGCUAAAGAUCGAGACUUGGCGCCCUUCCGUCUGCUCUUCUUCACUCUACAUUGUCAUUUGGAAUCAAUAGUAUAGAAGAGGAAGUGUAGAGAGGACGAACAAAGUAGCUGUUAAGCUAUGAGGGAUCUGGACGAGGCGGAGGCCCGGUUGGCUGCCAGGAGGUUGGCUAGAGCCGAGGCUCGGGAAAUUCGGAUGAAAGAGCUGGAAAAGCAGCAGAAGGAGGCUGAUGAGCAGAGCGAUCGUCAUUAUGAGUUACUUAGCGACUCUAGCAGAAACAUUAAAGGAGGGAGAGAGAUGGGCCGGUCAUCGUCUAUAGUUUCCGGAACCUCAUCGUAUAGCAGUUCACGCAGAAGUAGUGAAGAUUUAACAGACAGCAUAGAUGGGAGGGAUAUAAAGUAUCAUUUGAAUGAUCUAGAAGACAAAUAUCGUAGGGCCAUGAUCAACAAUGCUCAGUUGGAUAAUGAAAAAUCCUCUCUUUUGUUUAAUGUUGAUACGUUGAAAGACGAAGUAGAGGAAAUGGAAGAAAAUUUAAUUCAGCUGCAGCGAGAUCAUCGAACAAAGUUGAAAGAUUUUGAUCAUUUAAAUAGAGAUUUUAAAAGGAUAAGAGAAGAAAAUGAAUUAUUAAAAGAAAAUGUCAAACUAAGAGAUGAUCUGAUAAAGGAACACGGUUUACUGAUGGUUGGUGAUGAAGCAGAAAUGGUUAACGGUGAAGCAAAUGGUAUAAGUCCCCGAAGCACACCUGAAAAAGUUGUCGUAAAACCGGGAAGGGCCUCUCUGGUGUCACAAGAAGCAGCGGAUAUUUUAGAACAGGCUGGAGAGGGCACUCUCGAUUACAGAUUAAAGAAAUUUGCUGAAGAAAAACAGGAUUUACUUGAUGCAAUCUACAGGUUGCGACUGGAACUAGAAGAAGAAAGGCAGAAAACUGCAAAGAUGGAAGCAGUAUCGCUUAUUCACGGACCACAGGUUAAUGGACCCGAGAUGAGAAUUUUAGAAGUACAAAGAGAAGCCAACAAAGUAAUAGGUGAAUAUAAAUUUAAAUUGAAAAAAGCAGAGCAAGAUGUUACAACUCUUCAAAGUACUGUAACUAGGUUAGAAAAUCAAGUAACCAGGUAUAAAACUUCGACAGAAAAUGCAGAAAUUGUAGAAGAUGAACUAAAGGCUGAAAAGCGUAAAGUUUUAAGAGAGUUACGUGAAGCACAAACCAGGAUCGAAGAACUAGAAACUGCAAAUGCUCAUCUGCAGAAGAGGAUAGACAAAUUGAAGACUGCAAGGAAUGCUCUGAUCAAAAGCUAAUGCAACUCAGGGUACAUGUGGCAAUUCGUAAAUGUUUGCAAGGUCGCUGGUGGCGAGCAAUAUUGUUAAUCUGUUUCGCGGAAACAGCACGUGGUGCUAAUGUAUGCAACACAGUCAUUAGCUUUUUGAACGGUUAAAUACCGAAGUGCAAGUUUUGUUAUAAUCUGAUGACAUUGCUGCUUUUAACUUUCCUUCCAGAUUUCCAUAGAAGAAUGUGAUUUUGUUAUAUUACCACAUAUACGACGUGCCAUUUAUUUCUUCCAUGAGUUAGGAAGGGCUUCCAUAGAGCUUAGAAGAAUAAUGAAGUUUUUGUUGUGAUUUUUUUUUUUCCUCAAAGAAUUUGCUCUGUAGACCAGAGAUUGUUUGGAAGCCUUUUUUUAGGUUUUCAUUAGUUUUAUUAUUUAAAAUUUUGCAAAAACAAAAAGAAUUAAACAGCUCCGGGCUGUUACAUUGGACAACUAAUCUUGUUUAGGCUCAUGUAAUUCUACAGAAACCAAUGGACAAUUUAAUUUAUUAUUUCCGAGAGACAAUCUUCACCUAGCGUGCCUGUGUCUGCAUUCAGGCCUCAAAAUUUUAUAAUUAAUGUAUUUCCUACUGUUUGCAAAGAUGUUCCUGUCAUUUGUAAAAGACAAGGAAUAAAAAAGAAUUAUGAGAUCAACUAGUAUUUCUCUACAAAUAAACAAUUUCUUUUUUCUUCAUCACA